Geosmithia morbida is the source of this 2121-nucleotide messenger RNA. Its product is annotated as propionyl-CoA synthetase. NCBI's taxonomy places the organism in Eukaryota, Fungi, Ascomycota, Sordariomycetes, Hypocreales, Bionectriaceae. The record is from RefSeq and is a predicted model, not a curated record. The transcript has 3 exons. The coding region runs from base 1 to 2121 and encodes 706 amino acids.
AUGGUUCACCAGGACGACGUACUCCGUCACAGCCUAGAGGACCCCGAGUCCUUCUGGUCACACCAGGCAGAUCACCUACACUGGCAUACGAAACCCACCUCCGUCCUCACCCGCGGUACCAGGACGCUCGGCACCCCUUCCUCCUCUUCCUCCUCCUCGUCAGACGUCACCCAUCCGGACUGGUCGUGGUUCCCGGGCGGUCGCAUCUCGACAUGCUACAACUGCGUGGACAGACACGUCCUCGCCGGACGGGGCGGCAACGUAGCCGUCUACUACGACAGCCCCGUCUCGGGAUCCAAGCAGACCAUCACCUACGCCCAGCUGCUCGAUGAGGUCGAGGUUCUGGCCGGCGCGUUGUGGGAGCAAGGUGUGCGUAAGGGUGACGUCGUCAUGAUUUACAUGCCCAUGAUCCCUGCUGCCAUCGUAGCCAUCCUAUCCAUCAACCGCCUGGGAGCGAUCCACUCCGUCGUCUUUGGCGGCUUCGCGUCCGCCGCGCUGGCCCAGCGCAUCGACGCCUGCCGGCCCGUCGCCCUCCUGACGGCCUCGUGCGGCAUCGAGGGCAGCAAGCCGCCGACGCCGUACAGGCCUCUGGUCGAGGAGGCGCAGCGGCUGUCCUCCCGCCCGCCGCGCCUCACGCUCGUGUGGGAGCGCGAGCAGCGCCGCUGGGCCGGCGGGCCGGGGGGGAUGAACCGGUCGCGCGGCCAGGCGUCGUGGCAGGAGGUGGUGCGCAGCGCCAGGGCGCGGGGCCUGCGUUCCGCCGCCGUGCCCGUCGCCGCCUCGGAUCCGGUGUACGUCAUCCACACGUCCGGCACGACGGGGACGCCCAAGGGCGUGCUGCGCGAGGCGGCCGGCCACGCCGUCGGCCUCAACCUCUCGAUCGCGUACCUCUUCGGCGUCCGCGGGCCCGGGGACGUCAUCUUCACCGCCUCCGACAUCGGCUGGGUGGUCGGCCACUCGUACAUCGUGUACGCGCCCCUGCUGGCGGGGGCGUCGACGGUGCUGUACGAGGGGAAGCCCGUCGGCACCCCGGACGCGUCGUCGUUCUGGCGCGUCGUGGCCGAGUACCGCGUCAACGCCCUCUUCACGGCCCCCACCGCCCUCAGGGCCAUACGCCGCGACGACCCGCGCAACGAGCACAUCGCGCGCGUCGGCGAGCGGGGCGGCCUGCGCUCCCUGAGGGCCCUCUUCCUCGCCGGCGAGCGCUCCGAGCCCACCCUCGUGUCCAUGUACCAGGGCCUGCUGGACCGUUACGCCGCCCCGGACGCCCACGUCGUCGACAACUGGUGGUCCACCGAGUCCGGGUCGCCCAUCACGGGGAGGGCCCUCGCGCCUCACGCGGGGAGGGACCGCGCCUCUGACGUCCGCCACGGGACCCACCCGCCUCCGCCGCUGCGGCCGGGGAGCGCGGGGAAGCCCAUGCCGGGAUUCGACGUGCGCGUCGUGGACGACCGGGGGGACGAGCUCGAGAGGGGCUCCAUGGGGAACAUCGUCCUCGCCAUGCCGCUGCCGCCCACGGCCUUCCGCACCCUCUGGCAGGAGCACGAUCGAUUCUUUGCGGGCUACCUGCGGAGGUUCGGUGGCCGGUGGCUGGAUACCGGUGAUGCCGGCAUGGUCGACCAGGACGGCUAUCUGCACAUAAUGAGUCGGAAUGAUGAUGUGCUCAACGUGAGCGCUCAUCGAUUGUCAAGUGGCAACAUUGAGCAAGCCAUCGCUUCCCACCCCCUCGUAGUAGAAUGCUGUGUCGUCGGCAUCCCCGACCCGAUAAAGGGUCAGCUCCCGUUCGCCUUCGUGACGCUCUCGUCCGACCCGCACCCGCCGUCCCCCCUGCCGACCGAGAAGCUCUCGGGUGAGAUACAGUCCCUAGUGCGCAGCCAGGUCGGCGCCAUAGCCUCGCUGGGCGGCAUCAUCCAGGGUAGAGGGAUGAUACCCCGGACCAGGUCGGGAAAAACGCUGCGCCGCGUGCUGCGCGAGAUGCUGGAGAAUGCGGCGCGUGGGGAGCCGGAGAAGCCGGUCACGGUGCCGAGCACCGUCGAGGACGCCGCCGUCGUCGAGGUCGCGAGGGAAAAGGUCGGCGAGUACUUUCUUCAGAGAGGGGCGGUGCACGCUGCGCCAAAGCUGUAG